Messenger RNA from Wyeomyia smithii (pitcher-plant mosquito), 1573 nucleotides. RefSeq names its product 26S proteasome regulatory subunit 7 (gene Rpt1). NCBI's taxonomy places the organism in Eukaryota, Metazoa, Arthropoda, Insecta, Diptera, Culicidae. Bases 206 to 1510 code for a protein of 434 amino acids. The transcript is spliced from 5 exons. Gene Ontology annotation, cellular component: proteasome regulatory particle, base subcomplex. The record is from RefSeq and is a predicted model, not a curated record. Gene Ontology annotation, biological process: proteasome-mediated ubiquitin-dependent protein catabolic process. Gene Ontology annotation, molecular function: ATP hydrolysis activity; proteasome-activating activity; ATP binding.
GCUUGUCAUUUCUAGCUGUCAGUUGCUGUUCACGUAAAACGCUAAUAAUCAUUUUUCUCUGAAAGGACAAUAUAUUUACGUUUUCCAAUUUCGCUUGUAAUCAUUCAGGUAACCAAAAUUAUUCUUUUAUUUUUCAACCUAAGGUACAUUUGACUACCAAAAAUUUACUCACGGUUUCAGGUUCUUACAUUCAAAAUUGAUCAAUAUGCCAGAUCAUCUAGGGGAUGAUAUGCGGAAAAUUAAGUCCGACAGCAAAGAAGUUGAACCGGAAAUUGAAGCUCUUGAUGACGUGGAUAUUGAGUUGUUAAAAACCUACGGGCAAGGUCAGUAUCACAAGGCCAUAAAACAAAUUGAGGAAGACAUACAGAAAGCUAUCAAGCAAGUCAAUGAAUUAACUGGUAUUAAGGAGAGUGAUACAGGUUUGGCUCCGCCUGCGCUUUGGGAUCUUGCGGCUGAUAAGCAAAUUCUACAAAAUGAGCAACCAUUACAGGUCGCACGUUGUACUAAAAUAAUCAAUGCUGAUUCGGACGAUCCAAAAUAUAUUAUCAAUGUGAAACAAUUUGCAAAAUUCGUCGUUGACUUAGCUGAUUCUGUUGCACCAACCGAUAUUGAGGAAGGAAUGCGUGUUGGGGUUGAUCGCAACAAAUAUCAGAUUCAUAUUCCUCUUCCUCCAAAAAUAGAUCCAACAGUAACAAUGAUGCAAGUGGAGGAAAAACCGGACGUUACUUAUAGUGACGUUGGAGGGUGCAAAGAACAAAUAGAAAAGUUACGUGAAGUUGUUGAAACUCCAUUGUUGCAUCCGGAAAAAUUUGUCAAUCUUGGCAUUGAACCACCAAAAGGUGUUUUGCUGUUUGGUCCUCCAGGCACUGGGAAAACUUUGUGUGCAAGAGCUGUAGCAAAUCGCACUGAUGCUUGCUUUAUUCGUGUUAUUGGGUCAGAAUUAGUCCAAAAAUAUGUCGGCGAAGGAGCUCGUAUGGUACGUGAGUUGUUUGAAAUGGCUCGUUCGAAAAAAGCUUGUCUUAUUUUCUUUGAUGAGAUUGACGCCAUAGGAGGUGCACGUUUUGACGAUGGUGCUGGAGGUGACAAUGAAGUACAGAGAACUAUGUUAGAGCUAAUCAAUCAGUUGGAUGGUUUCGAUCCGCGGGGAAACAUAAAGGUUCUAAUGGCAACAAACCGACCGGACACUCUGGAUCCGGCUCUAAUGCGACCAGGAAGAUUGGAUCGUAAGGUAGAAUUUGGCCUUCCAGAUUUGGAAGGAAGAACGCACAUUUUUAAAAUUCAUGCUCGAUCAAUGUCAGUUGAAAGAGAUAUUCGUUUCGAAUUACUUGCUCGUUUGUGUCCUAAUUCCACUGGUGCAGAAAUUCGUUCGGUUUGCACAGAAGCUGGUAUGUUCGCUAUUAGAGCCAGACGCAAAGUUGCAACGGAGAAAGAUUUCCUCGAGGCAGUGAAUAAAGUCAUUAAAAGUUAUGCGAAAUUCAGCGCUACUCCUAGAUAUAUGACAUAUAAUUGAAUGGGUUAUUUAAUGUGUACCAUUAUCGCUUUUGUGUUCCAUAAAUAAAAAAAACAAUGUCGA